AUGUCCGUCUUAUGUCCGUCUGUAUCUCUGAGACGAGGAGCCAUCAAUCACGAAUCGUCCCCCCUUUACAAUUUUUCGCUGGCUCCAUCACCGCGGGUGGCAGCGUACCUCGCCCAUAAGGGUCUUUUGAGAGCUUCUAUGGCCCUUACAGAGCUCCCGCCGCUCGUUGACCGCUUAAAUAACCGCCAUCCUUACAAGGUUACAAGUGAACUGAAGGCCUCACCUGAAGUCAUCACCACGCCUGCUGAUCCCUGGCCGAGACCGUAUUACUUCGAAGACAAUCUUCGUAAAAAAGACGCUAUAGAGAGAGGUAGUAUCUGCGUGAAUGGGAAGGCCGUCACAACAGAUCAUGUAAUUACGAAUGGCGAGGUCGUUUCCCAUACGCUUCACCGCCACGAACCACCAGUGACAGCACAGCGGAUCGGCAUAGUCCAUGAAGAUGAAGACAAAAUUGUGAUUGACAAGCCAGCUGGUGUGCCUGUACAUCCAGCAGGACGGUACCAGUACAAUUCUAUCAUAGAGAUCAUGAGGGCCGAACGAGGUUACAGCUGGAAUCCUUUACCUUGCAAUCGACUUGAUCGUCUUACAAGUGGAGUCAUGUUCAUUGGCAAAACACCAAGGGCAGCGGAGAAGAUUAGUAUGCAGAUUCAGGGAAGGGCAGUGAAAAAGGAGUAUGUGGCAAGAGUAAUAGGAGAAUUUCCAGAAGGUGAUGUCGUCUGUGAGCAGCCAGUGAUGCAAAUUAGUCCAAAGCUAGGACUUAAUAGAGCACGAGCCAGUGGAAAGGAUGCAAAGACAGUUUUCAAGCGAUUGGCAUACUACCCACCCAGACAAAAAGAGAAGGAACACAUAGAUCCCGAACUGGAUAACAGAACAGAGAAGGAGAGGCAACGCGACUCAAAGAUGGCGUGGAAAGGGAAGAAGGGUCAUUCUAUUGUUCGAUGUCUACCCGUCACCGGAAGAACACAUCAGCUUCGCGUACAUCUACAAUUCCUGGGCCAUCCAAUAUCCAACGAUCCAAUUUAUUGCAACCAACGGGUAUUUGGUCCUGAUCUGGCGGCUGGCGAUGCGAAGUCAGAUGAAGAUGAAGACAUCAUCACGCGGCUAUCACGAAUGGGCAAGGACGAAGCUGCUGAAGCUGUUGCGUAUCACGAUGAAAUGGUAGAAGAGUACAAUAAAAAGAAGGCAGAGAAGAUGACCGGUGAAUUAUGUGAAGUCUGCGCAACGCCAUUGUAUAGUGAUCCUGGGACACAUGAAUUGGGGAUAUAUUUACAUGCUAAGCGUUACGCCUGCUCGGAGGGUAAAUGGGAAUACGAGUCGCCGCUGCCAGCUUGGGCAUUGCCGCCUGCUGGUAUGGCUGGACCAUUGGAGACGACGAAAGAGACUGACCCACUGGAGGUGGCAGAGAGGAUGGAACGCAUGGAGGGCAAUGGCGAAUCGUGA
This is a messenger RNA of Bacidia gigantensis, 1440 nucleotides long. RefSeq lists its product as uncharacterized. Gene Ontology annotation, biological process: pseudouridine synthesis. Bases 1 to 1440 code for a protein of 479 amino acids. Gene Ontology annotation, molecular function: RNA binding; pseudouridine synthase activity. The transcript is spliced from 2 exons. The record is from RefSeq and is a predicted model, not a curated record. NCBI's taxonomy places the organism in Eukaryota, Fungi, Ascomycota, Lecanoromycetes, Lecanorales, Ramalinaceae.